CUUGUAUUCAGUUUUUUUUUUUUUUUUUUUUUUUGAGAGGGGAAGAGGCAUGCAAUGGAUGCUGCUGAAGCGACAGCGGUAGUGACGUCAAUCUUCAUAUACCCGAUCAAAUCAUGUCGUGGAAUUUCUGUUUCUGUAGCGCCCCUUAGUUCCACUGGAUUUCGAUGGGAUCGAGAGUGGUUAGUUGUUAAUUCCAAAGGUAGGGCAUACACUCAAAGAGUCGAGCCAAAGCUUGCUCUAGUUGAAGUGGAGCUGCCGAUUCAAGCUUUUGCUGAGGGUUGGGAGCCUACUAAGACCUCAUAUUUAGUUAUAAGGGCCCCUGGGAUGGACGUGCUUAAGGUUUCAUUGAGUAAACCGUGUGAAGUAACUGAUGGUGUCUCAGUGUGGGAGUGGACAGGCUCGGUCUUGGAUGAGGGAGACGAAGCAUCAAAAUGGUUUUCUAAUUAUCUUGGUAAACCGAGUCGGCUAGUGCGUUUUAAUGAAGUAUCAGAGACUAGAGCGGUGGACCCUAAUUAUGCUUGUGGAUACAAAAUUAUGUUUUCUGACCAGUAUCCGUUCCUCCUGCUAUCCCAGGGUUCAUUGGAUGCACUAAAUAAGAUUCUCAAGGAGCCCAUAUCAGUUAACCGUUUUAGACCCAACAUUCUUGUUGAUGGUUGUGAACCUUUUUCUGAGGACUUAUGGAAGGAGAUCAAGAUAAACAAAUUUACAUUUCAUGGUGUCAAGCUAUGCUCCCGCUGUAAGGUACCCACAAUUAAUCAAGAAAAUGCAGUGGCAGGAUCUGAGCCAACUGAAACUCUUAUGAAGUUCCGGUCCGAUAAAGUCUUGCGCCCGACAAAGAAACAGCAGGGGAAGGUAUACUUUGGGCAGAAUUUAGUCUGCAAGGACUCUCUUACUGAAGAAAAGAGAAAGAUCAUUGAAGUGGGAGAUCCUGUUUAUGUCCUUCAUGAGAUCUCUUCCUGUGUUGAUGCAGCAGCUUGAACACUUUUACUGUCUUGUGUCUAUAGCUGCUAUAAUGAAUAAUACAGUAUGUGUGUCAUAAUAAAAGAACCAGUGGGUGGUUUGAUAGUGUCUAGCAUUUUCAUAGGCAAAAAGUUCCCAAAUGAGAUGCAUAUUCAGAAAGUUUGUGUGGUACAAGUCUUUAUAAAAGAACUUUGAACUGCAUGCUGGCACUUCGACUCGGAGCAUAUUGGACUGGCAAAUGGGGCUACUGUGAGGUGACUUUGUCCUUUAUAAUUAUUUGAAUCAGUAAGUUACUGUUGCGAAGCAUUUCCUUUAAUAGAUGCAUUAGUUGCGAACACAAUUAAGUACUUAAA
Messenger RNA from Cornus florida, 1313 nucleotides. RefSeq lists its product as uncharacterized. NCBI's taxonomy places the organism in Eukaryota, Viridiplantae, Streptophyta, Magnoliopsida, Cornales, Cornaceae. The coding region runs from base 55 to 978 and encodes 307 amino acids. The record is from RefSeq and is a predicted model, not a curated record. The transcript has 8 exons. Gene Ontology annotation, molecular function: catalytic activity; molybdenum ion binding; pyridoxal phosphate binding.